This is a messenger RNA of Diospyros lotus (date-plum), 540 nucleotides long. RefSeq lists its product as uncharacterized. The transcript has 3 exons. Bases 1 to 540 code for a protein of 179 amino acids. The record is from RefSeq and is a predicted model, not a curated record. NCBI's taxonomy places the organism in Eukaryota, Viridiplantae, Streptophyta, Magnoliopsida, Ericales, Ebenaceae. Gene Ontology annotation, molecular function: zinc ion binding.
AUGGUCGGUGCCUAUCUUAAAGAUGUCAGUUUCAAUCACUGGGCACGCUCAUUCUCAGAUGGCAAGCGAUUUGAUAUCAUAAUGAAAAAUAUUGCAGAAUGCUUGAAUGCAGCCUUGACGAAUGCACAAAAAUUGUCGAUUCAAUAUCUGAUGGAGUACAUCAGGAAUAUGCAUCAACAUUGGUUUUAUGAGAGACAGGGUGAUGCUAAUGGGAACUCCGGUGGCAUAAUUGAAUUGAAUGCGAGAAGUUGCACAUGUCGAGUGUUUGAGUUCGACCAAUUGCCAUGUGGACAUGCCCUGGUUGCUGCACGUUCAUGCAUCAUUGACCCAUACACCUUGUGCUCCUCAUACUACCAAACUAAAGCUCUCCUGGGUGCUUACAUAGAUUCUAUAAUGCCGGCGGGCAGUCAAGCUGAUUGGACCGUGAUGGAUGAAAUUACUUCUUGCUUAAUUGCUAUCGUCGGGUACUGGAUGCAAAUGUGGAAGGAUGACAUAAAGGCUGAUGAUGUAUUGGCAGCAACCACGUUGAAAUUCAAAUAA